Messenger RNA from Cladophialophora psammophila CBS 110553, 642 nucleotides. RefSeq lists its product as uncharacterized. The transcript has a single exon. The coding region runs from base 1 to 642 and encodes 213 amino acids. Lineage: Eukaryota; Fungi; Ascomycota; Eurotiomycetes; Chaetothyriales; Herpotrichiellaceae. The record is from RefSeq and is a predicted model, not a curated record.
AUGUUCUUGGCCCUCGGGGUCAUUAUGUUUGCCAUCUACGGCACAUUAAACAAGCCUUGGGUUGGCCCAGCAUCCUCCUGGAGGCAGUCGCAAAGGAACCGCAGGCUCGACAUACUGCGGAUUGCAAUGAUCGCCCUUAUCGGUCUUUCAGUCGUCUUCGCUUUCGCUGCUGCUGUGUCGAAUUCGCAAAUGUUCGCAGCCGUCCAGCUCGCCACGAGCCACAACACCCAAGCGCCGGGGGUAUUCCAGGUGACAAAGGGGACUGCCGCGCUAGCGUUACAUUGGCUGGCGGUGAUUUCGACUCUCGGCUUCCUUAUCGGCAUUAUCCAGACACACGUCGAAAUCAGCGCCGUCAAGAUCAAGGUCAACCCCGACGAUACAGCGGGAACGACAGGCGGCAGCCAAUUCCAGGCGAACGGCAGCACGAUUGAGAGAGCUUCCCUCCUGAAGGAUGCAGAGCCUAUGGCAAUGAACCAAGCUGGCUUGGCCCCACAGGUUCCUAAUCCAAACACGAGCAAUCCGGGUGGACCGGCUGGAGGCAUGGGGGCACGGGGAGGAAUGAGAGGCGGCGCGAUGGGUGCUCGUGGAGGAAUGGCAGCACGAGGUCGGGGAGGCGCUGUGCCCCGAGGACGAGGAAUGUAA